Molecule: messenger RNA, 675 nt
Organism: Miscanthus lutarioriparius
Lineage: Eukaryota; Viridiplantae; Streptophyta; Magnoliopsida; Poales; Poaceae
Source: the annotation of a GenBank genome assembly
AUGGACCACCAACGACGUGGCCGCUGCCGCCUGGCCGUCCUUGUCGCAGCGGCGCUCUGCCUGGUCGCCGCGCACGAAGGGAGGUGCGGGGCCGCAGCGAGGCGCCUGCACGCGGUGGAGGAGGCGGUGCUCGACGUGGCACCGGCGGAGGCGCCUGAGGCCGCCAGGUGGCCGGGAGGAGGGGACGCUCUCGGCGAGGCGAAGUGGCUGCCGAUGUCCAUGCCGGUGCCGGUGCAGGUGCCGGCGGCGAGCGCGCUGGCGGGCGGGCUGCGGUUCCCGCCGGUGGUGUUCCCUCUGGGCGGCGCUUCGAUGCCGUGGCUCCCGGUCACCGGCGCGCAGCACGCGUUCGCAGGCCCCGGCGGCGGCGGCGGGGGGAUCCCAGCGCUCGUGCCGCCGUACGUGGGCGCCACGCGGCAGGAGCAGCUCAGCCUGUGGGCGUCGCUGUUCAACCCGCUGCAGGUCAGGCCACGGCUGCCGUUCUCCCUCGGCGGCGGCGGCGGCGACACGACGGCGGGGCCCGUCGUCGAGCGCGCCGGGGUCCCGGCCAUCGCCAGCGGCGGGAAGGCCGCCGAGGCGGAGGUCACCGUCGACGUGCCCGCCGCCGGCGCCGGCGCCGUGCAGGCCGCCGAGCCCAAGUGGGGCGUCUUCUUGGGCAACAUUGAUCAUCGCAACUAG